CACACAACAGCAAUUGUUGCUGCUGCUGUUAGUUUGCCUUGUCAUGCGGCAGCAACAACAUCAUCAAACAAACAGUCAGAACAAUUUGACAUUUCUAAAAUCAAAUUACAAAUACAAGCGCAGAGACAGGCGGACAAUGCGCGCACUUCCGUUCGCAGCGCGCCAGCCAAACCAAUUAGCGGCAACAUUGUCAAAGACGUCAGCAACGGCAGCAACUGUGGCAACAGCAACAGCAACGGCAACUGCUGCUGCUGCUGCUCGCGAAUGUAGCACAAUUCCAAGUUUAUUUAUAGUAAUCAUAUGGAUGGCUUUGCAGGCGAUGGCCAAUUGCCUGCGCUAUGCUCGACGCAUAAUUGUUGAUCAUGAUGAUGAUGAUCGCGAUGAUCGUGAUGAUGUUGCUGCUGGCCAUGACCAUGACGUCAAUACACAAAUACUAGCGCAUGCACGCAAUACGCACGCCGGCAACAACGACAACAUUGACGCUAAUGACGAGGUGUCAACGGCACGUGAACAACAACAGCAGCAGCAGCAGCAACAGCAACACCAGCAGCAACAGCAGCAGCCACAUUUAUCUAGUUCUAGUCCACAAAAGAGCAGCCGCUGCAAGGCAGCAACAACAACAACAGCAACAGCAACACGCGUCAUGUUGCCGGCAGCAGCAGCAGCAGCAACAGCCAAGUCUGGACAGCCAUUGAUGACUUUGUUAAUUGCAUUGCUGCUGAGCAUGCGGCACGCAUCGGCUGGCACCUGUUGGCAGUCGCAUAUGGGCAGCGGUAAAUGCACUCAAAUCUAUUCAACAAACAUCACAAAAUCGGAUUGCUGCGGCGCCAGCCAGACCUUCUCCUACACGGAUCGAGAGCUGAGCAGCGUCGAGCAUUUCUUUGCCACAGCCAUCGGAGGCGGCGUUGAGUGUGCGCCAUGCAUAGAGAGCUGCAAGGGUUUCAAAUGUGGGCCAAACAAGAAAUGCGUGAAGCGCAAGGGCAGGCCAAAAUGUGUGUGUGCGCCCGAGUGUGGAGCGACAUUGCGCCGGAAGCAACAGCAGCAGCAACAGCAGCAGCAGCAGCAAAAGCAACAGCAGCAACAUCACAAUGCACCGGAGCAACAGCAGCAACAACAGCAACAACUGUGGGCGUCAUCGUUGCGCGGUUCACGUAGUCUAAGUAGCGAAAUUACAAACAGCAAUUUAGGUUUAGAUGGCGCCAAACGCCAGCAUAAACAAAGCGACAACAGCAACAGCAGCAACAACAACGGCGCUGAUAACCAAAGAAAACAACAGCAGCAACCAAGCCAAGAGCAGCGUAUGCCAAAGCGAGCGAGUCAUAGUCGAGGAACGGAGCAGGGCGAGACGAGGCACAGAAGACUUUUGAUUAUAGACAGCAGCAAUUUGCAAGAGCAGCCCACAACCAGACGGCUGCACAUGGAGGGCAGCAGCAGCAGCAGCAGCGGCGGCAGCGGCGGCAGCGGCAGCGGCAGUGGAGGCCGAGUGCAAAUGCAGAUGAAGGUAGAAAUGGAAAGAAUGACGCCGACUUGGAGCAGCAGCGAGCGGCGCAGACAUAGGAAAAAUAACAGCAGCAACAACAAUGGCAAACACUUAACAAGAUCAAUGACGACAACAACAGCAGCAGCAGCAGCAGCAACAGGAGCCAAUGACUCGUCCACGACGCCUGCGCAGACAUCUCAGUCUAGACACAAGUUGGCAAAUGCUAAUGAACCCGCCAACGACAUUAAUAGACAGACGUCGCCAAAGCGAGUCAGACACCAGCAGCAGCAGCAGCAGCAGCAACAUGCUCCAAAUCACGACCAACAAUACGAGCAGCAGCAGCAGCAACGACAGCAGCAGCAGCAGCGCAGGCGUAAGCACAAGCACAACCGCAAGGAUCAACGACGAACGGCAGCAAAUACCACAAUGUCUGGCUUGGGCUCCGUCGCUGUCUCUGGCGGACGUCGUCGCUUGUAUUUGCCUGAACACGGAAGUGAAUUGGCUGCGUCAUCAGCGGGCAACAGUCACGGCCACUUGGCUAAUGCCGAUGAUUUGGCAUUUUUGCCAGCAAUUUAUGAACGAGCGCCACUGAAACACCAACAAAAGCAACAACAACAACAGCAGCAGCACACGAAUCCGGUUUGCGGCAACGAUGGACGCACCUACAAUACCGAAUGCCAGCUGCGCAAACGCGCCUGCCGCACCAACAACGCCCAAUUGGAGGUCGCCUAUCGCGGCCACUGCAAGACUAGCUGCAAUGGCGUCCAGUGCGUAAAUGGCCUGACCUGCGUCGAGGAUCAAUACAUGAUGCCCCACUGCAUCACAUGCAAAAUCGAGUGUCCCUGGGAUGACAUCGCAUACGAUCUGGACGGCGACGGGCAGCCGGACGAGGCACCCAUUGUCGAGGAGCGGGCUGUCUGUGGCGUGGACGGGAAGACAUAUCGUAGCACUUGUGAUAUAAAGCGUAUGAUUUGCAAAAUUGGACGAUCAAUUGCUGUGGCAUAUCCGGGUCCAUGUCGUGCGGACCGCGUCACCUGUGCGGACAUCAAGUGCGGCCCAAAGGAUACCUGCCUGGUGGACCUGCAGACGCAUAUGCCCCGCUGCGUCUCCUGCCGCUACAAAUGCGCACGCAAACAGCAGCGAACGCCAUUUAGAGCGGAUAAAAUCUGUGGAUACAACAAUCACACAUACAACUCGUGGUGUGAGAUGCGCAAGGAUUCGUGUGCCACGGGCUUCUUCAUAGGCGUUCGCUCCACGGGCGUCUGUUAGAUCAAAUUAGCAAAUUAUUAACAA
Messenger RNA from Drosophila navojoa, 2773 nucleotides. RefSeq names its product Follistatin (gene Fs). NCBI's taxonomy places the organism in Eukaryota, Metazoa, Arthropoda, Insecta, Diptera, Drosophilidae. Gene Ontology annotation, biological process: anatomical structure development. The record is from RefSeq and is a predicted model, not a curated record. Gene Ontology annotation, molecular function: calcium ion binding; extracellular matrix binding; collagen binding.